This is a messenger RNA of Vicia villosa (hairy vetch), 1996 nucleotides long. RefSeq lists its product as uncharacterized. NCBI's taxonomy places the organism in Eukaryota, Viridiplantae, Streptophyta, Magnoliopsida, Fabales, Fabaceae. The coding region runs from base 257 to 1678 and encodes 473 amino acids. The transcript is spliced from 3 exons. The record is from RefSeq and is a predicted model, not a curated record.
CUUUUGUCUUUCUUUGUCCCUCCUCCUUUCACUUUGAUUGUUUUGUUAGUAAUAAUAAAAAUAAAAAUAAAAAUAAAAAGAAAACGAUAUUCCUUCCUCUUCUCUUCUCUUGAGAUGAAAAGUCUAUGUAUGUAGUGAAGGAAGAGACAAACGAUCUUUACUCUUUUUCUAUAUUAGCUUCAGUUGAGAGAGUUGAGUCCACAGCAAAGUAGUAGUACAGGUAGAGUGUAACAUAACAGCAUUACAGCAGCUACUAAUGGGGUCGGAGCAAAAUCGAUUUCCUCAGCAUGAAAGGAGAAAAAGAUGGGGAGGAUGUUUGGGUGCAUUUUCUUGUUUUGGUUCACAGAAAGGUGGGAAGCGCAUUGUGCCUGCAUCUCGUAUUCCUGAUAAUAAUGGUUCAGCCAGUCAGCCAAAUGGGCCCCAAGCAACCGGGUUGACCAAUCAAGCCACAGGCAUAGCUCCUUCUCUCUUAGCUCCACCCUCUUCACCAGCAUCCUUCACACAUUCGGCCCUUCCUUCGACUGCACAGUCACCUAGUUGUUUCUUGUCAUUAUCUGCAAACUCACCAGGCGGUCCUUCAUCUACAAUGUAUGCCACUGGACCAUAUGCUCAUGAAACACAACUUGUGUCUCCUCCGGUCUUCUCAAAUUUCACUACGGAACCAUCUACUGCACCUCUCACUCCUCCCCCAGAGUUGGCUCACUUAACAACCCCCUCUUCCCCAGAUGUACCUUUUGCUCAUUUUCUAACUUCUUCAGCAAAUCUCAAAAAUGGUGGGAAGGGUAAUUAUAUCACUGCAAAUGAUCUUCAAACUACAUAUUCGCUCUACCCUGGAAGUCCUGCCAGUAGCCUUAUAUCUCCAAUAUCAAGGAAUUCUGGUGACUGUCUAUCAACAUCUUUCCCUGAGCGGGAGUUUCGCCCACAGUGGGAUUCAUCGAUGUAUCCUGAAAAUGGAAAAUAUCAGAGGACUGGGUCUGGGAGGGUGUCUGGGAAUGAUGCAAAUGAUGCCACUAUGGCUUCCCAAGAUACAAAUUUCUUUUGCCCUGCUACCUAUGCACAGUUUUAUUUAGACCAAAAUCCUCCAUUUCCUCAUAAUGGUGGGAGAUUAAGUGUUUCAAAAGAUUCAGAUGCUCAAUCUACAGGUGGAAAUGGACAUCAGAGUAGGCCUUCUAGAAGUCCUAAGCAAGAUGUGGAAGAAAUAGAAGCUUACCGAGCAUCAUUUGGUUUCAGUGCAGAUGAGAUUAUAACCACCAGUCAAUAUGUAGAGAUUUCUGAUGUGAUGGAUGACUCGUUUACUAUGAUGCCGUUGACCGCUGGCAAAUCAAUGAUGGAAGAAAACAUAGAGCCUUCACUGAUGAAAGGGUUCAAAGCUCAGGAGACGCAGGUGGGUUUGCAGAAUCUAAAAUGUCUUAGAUUAGACCCCAAUCCAGUUGGCAAGCAAGCAAGGAAUCAAGUCCCUAUAUGUGACGGAUAUGAAGAUCAUAAAUCACCAGGACAUUGUAGCAACAGCUCUGGAUUAAGUACACCUGAUAAUCAUACUCGCAUGGAUGAUGAAGAUAUGUUUUCAAAAAUGGGGUCAUCCAGAAUCUGCAGGAAAUAUCAGAUGGGAUUAUCGUGUUCUGAUGCCGAGGUUGACUACAGAAGGGGAAGAAGCUUGCGAGAAAGAAAGGGAGUAUGAUUUGGCAUGACUUAGUUAAUCAGUGUUGAACAGAUUGUCUUUUAUAUGUGUAUUAAUUUGCAGUAUCCUUUUUUAUAUUAAGGAAACUACCAAAAAAAGAAUGAAAGAAAGAAAGGAAAGAAACUCUGUACUUGGAGUUGUCUAAUAGAUGGAAUGAUCUAACCUAGAUGUUAUUGAUCCAUGAAUGUAGUCCCUUGUUUUUUUUCAAGCAGGGUCGAAAUGAAUGUUUUGACUUUUGAGUGGAUGAAGUUUGGCUUUAGCAAUGGCUAGUUUUGACUUUUGAGUGGAUGAAGUUUGGCUUUAGCAAUGGCUAGUGAA